AUGUAUAUCUACGCAUUGAAGCUCCGACAAGUCUUACCAUCUAAGCUCGAUAUUUCUUGGGAUUACCACUUCGCGACUCGCAUAGAACAGCAACGAGACACCGAAGGCUCAAGCCCUGUAACCCCGUGGCAUACAAGGCUUGUCCCCAACCGCCAAAAUGCCAACCCAGACACCCAACACGACGCCUGCCUCCUGAGCCUAGCAGCGCUCGGCGAGUUUUGGGGCCAGGGGGUGCUGCACCCCAUCGGAGCGCUAAUGACGGACGAAGACCGUGAGGGCUGGUACCUCUGCAUGGACGGGCCCAGCUCAGCCGAGCUGCAGGAAGAGGUACUCGAAGAGUGCCAGACACCCGAAACCCAGCUCGCCGAGCGACGCGCAGCCCGCAAGGAAGUCGGCAGCCUGGCGCCGGCCGAGGCGCUCGACGUACUCUGCGAGCUGGUGUACCUGGCGCAGAGGUGCCUCGAGCUGGCGAGUGCGUACGCGGCGACGGACCUGCCACCGUGCCCGUUUGAGCACGACACGGCCAAGGACGCGUGGGAGCGCGAGUCGACCGGUUGCGGGAAUCCGGUCGAAGUCCAGUGGCGGGUUAAGCAGAUGGUGGAGUCCGUCAGAACUGCGUGGUUGCGCGAGGCGGAUGCUCAGUUUGACCCCGAGGAGGACCUUUGUCCCUACGAACAUAUGCUUCGCGAGCACCGCGCAUCGCUCUCAGCCUGUCCGUUCUGCAAUUGGCCACCGGAUGAUGAGGCGGUUGACCCGGAGCACCUGCUGGCGCAUAUCGAGAUCGAGCUCCAGUACUUUGCGAAAUUGGAGGUUCCUUGGGCAUCUCCUGAUCGGAAGAAGGAUCGUGCGGUCAAGAAGUGGUAUUGCCGGAGGUACCCCAAGAAGGCAGCAUCGAGCCACCACUACGCCCUGGAAGAGCCCCGGAUUCAGCGCCAUCACGCGGAGGUCAUUAGUGAUUACGACACAUUAGUGUAG
This is a messenger RNA of Aspergillus homomorphus CBS 101889, 975 nucleotides long. RefSeq lists its product as uncharacterized. The transcript has 4 exons. The record is from RefSeq and is a predicted model, not a curated record. NCBI's taxonomy places the organism in Eukaryota, Fungi, Ascomycota, Eurotiomycetes, Eurotiales, Aspergillaceae. Bases 1 to 975 code for a protein of 324 amino acids.